UGAGGGGAUGAAGGUGCUCCCUGCAUCUGGCCUUGCUGUCCUCCUCAUCAUGGCUUUGAAGUUUUCCACUGCAGCCCCCUCCCUAGUUGCAGCCUCCCCCAGGACCUGGAGGAACAACUACCGCCUCGCACAGGCGUAUCUUGACACAUAUUACACAAAUAAAGAAGGGCACCAGACUGGUGAGAUGGUUGCAAGAGGAGGCAAUUCCAUGAUAAGGAAGAUUAAGGAGCUACAAGCGUUCUUUGGCCUCCAAGUCACCGGGAAGUUAGACCAGACCACAAUGAACGUGAUCAAGAAGCCUCGCUGUGGAGUUCCUGAUGUGGCCAAUUAUCGCCUCUUCCCUGGUGAACCCAAAUGGAAAAAAAAUACUUUGACGUACAGAAUAUCUAAAUACACACCUUCCAUGAGUCCUGUCGAGGUGGACAAAGCAGUGGAGAUGGCCUUGCAGGCCUGGAGUAGCGCCGCCCCUCUGAGCUUUGUCAGAAUAAACUCAGGAGAAGCGGAUAUUAUGAUAUCUUUUGAAAAUGGAGAUCACGGGGAUUCCUAUCCAUUCGAUGGGCCUCGGGGGACUCUAGCCCAUGCAUUUGCUCCUGGAGAAGGCCUGGGAGGAGAUACACAUUUCGACAAUGCUGAGAAGUGGACUAUGGGAACGAAUGGUUUUAAUUUGUUUACCGUUGCUGCUCAUGAAUUUGGCCAUGCCCUGGGCCUGGCCCAUUCCACAGACCCAUCAGCACUGAUGUACCCGACUUAUAAGUACAAGAAUCCCUAUGGAUUCCACCUCCCCAAAGAUGAUGUGAAAGGGAUCCAGGCAUUAUAUGGACCUCGGAAACCAUUCCUGGGGAAGCCCACUGUGCCCCAUGCCCCCCCUUACAAGCCAUCCACCCCCGACCUCUGUGACUCCAGCUCAUCCUUUGAUGCUGUGACAAUGCUGGGGAAGGAGCUCCUGCUCUUCAAGGACCGGAUAUUCUGGAGACGGCAGGUUCACUUGCGGACAGGAAUUCGGCCCAGCACUAUUACCAGCUCCUUCCCCCAACUCAUGUCCAAUGUGGAUGCAGCUUAUGAAGUGGCUGAGAGGGGCACUGCUUACUUCUUCAAAGGUCCCCACUACUGGAUAACAAGAGGAUUCCAAAUGCAAGGUCCUCCUCGGACUAUUUAUGACUUUGGAUUCCCAAGGCAUGUGCAGCGAAUAGAUGCUGCUGUCUACCUCUGGGAGCCACAGAAGACCCUCUUCUUUGUGGGAGAUGAAUACUACAGCUACGAUGAACGGAAAAGGAAAAUGGAAAAAGACUAUCCAAAGAGUACUGAAGAAGAAUUUUCAGGAGUAAAUGGCCAAGUCGAUGCUGCUGUAGAAUUAAAUGGCUACAUUUACUUCUUUUCAGGACCAAAAACAUACAAGUAUGACACAGAGAAGGAAGAUGUGGUUAGUGUGGUGAAAUCUAGUUCCUGGAUUGGUUGCUAAAUAGAAAAGCCUAGUCUUCCCAAGCAACGAGGAUGACUGCAAGCAGCUUCUAACUGGAUCUUAAGGACUAAAGCAGAAUGUAGGAGAGGGAUUCUUCCCAUGGCCUUCAAAUCAAAUUAGAAUUCACUGAGGAUAAUAAUACUUCCAAUUUUUUUCAUAGUUGUAUAAUCAGAAUUUUAAUCCACAUUAGAAAGUUUUUAUAUGGGCAACUUUAUACGAAAUCCGAAUCAACACAAUGCACUCUGCAGUUAGACACCAUUAUUUUUUUCUUACCUAAUAUGCUGAAGCAAAUUGAUCAGUUUGAUUUUUAUUUCCAGGAGGAAGACUAGUGGUGGAUUCCAUCACAUAUAUUGUAAUUCUUUUCAUAGGAAAUGUCAUUACCAUAUGAAUUAUAAUUAUUUGCAAGCAAUGGCUUUUUUGGCCAUCAUUUGGCCAUCAUUUGUUAUAAUAAAUAUGAAUUUCCCAAUUUUUACUUAAAAGACAUCACAACAAAA
Molecule: messenger RNA, 1953 nt
Organism: Nomascus leucogenys (northern white-cheeked gibbon)
Lineage: Eukaryota; Metazoa; Chordata; Mammalia; Primates; Hylobatidae
Gene: MMP20
Product: matrix metallopeptidase 20
Biological process (GO): amelogenesis; collagen catabolic process; extracellular matrix organization
Cellular component (GO): extracellular matrix
Molecular function (GO): zinc ion binding; metalloendopeptidase activity
Source: RefSeq, a predicted model, not a curated record